AUGGUUGUCUUCAGCAAAAUCACCGUUGCCCUAGCUGGCCUGGCCUCUGUCUCCUCUGCCAUCCCCACUGGCGGCAAGAAGAGUACUUUCAGUGUCAAUCAGGUUGCCAUCCCAGCUACCAAGACCAAGAACUUCGCCAACAACUACGCUCGGGCGCUCGCUAAGUAUGGUGCCAACGUGCCUUCUCACGUUGAGGCUGCGGCUCAGCAGAGCGGCUCUGCUACCACUGUCCCCGAGUCCGACGACGAGGAGUACCUCACUCCCGUUAAUGUCGGUGGUACAACCCUGAACCUGGACUUCGACACCGGCUCCGCUGAUCUUUGGGUGUUCUCCUCAGAGCUUCCUUCUUCUGAUCAAUCUGGCCAUGCCCUCUACAAGCCUAGCAACGGUACCAAGCUGUCUGGCUACACCUGGUCCAUCUCUUACGGCGAUGGCAGCUCCGCUAGUGGUGACGUCUACAAGGACACCGUAUCCGUCGGUACUGUCACGGCCACCGGCCAGGCUGUCGAGGCUGCUUCCAAGAUCAGUGCCCAGUUCACUCAGGACCAGAACAACGACGGUCUGCUGGGUCUUGCUUUCAGCUCCAUCAACACUGUGAAGCCCAAGUCCCAGACUACCUUCUUCGACACCGUGAAGUCUACUCUUGCAUCUCCCCUCUUCGCUGUGUCUCUGAAGCACAAUGCCCCAGGAUCCUACGACUUCGGCUUUGUUGACAGCUCCAAGUAUACUGGCUCUCUGACCUACGCUGAUGUUGACAGCUCUCAGGGCUUCUGGGAGUUUACCGCGGACAGCUACAAGGUCGGCACUCAGUCCGGGGGCUCUAUCAAGGGUAUUGCCGACACUGGCACCACUCUCCUCCUGCUCGAUGAUGACGUUGUCUCUGCCUACUACAAGCAGGUUAGCGGCGCCAAGGAGAGCUCUUCUGCUGGUGGCUACACCUUUGACUGCUCUGCUACCCUGCCUGACUUCACUGUCACUAUCUCCGGAUACGAUGCUGUUGUCCCCGGUAGCCUGAUCAACUAUGCUCCCGCCUCCGAGGGCUCGUCUACCUGCCUUGGCGGUAUCCAGAGCAACUCUGGAAUUGGUUUGUCUAUCUUUGGUGAUAUCUUCCUGAAGAGCCAGUAUGUUGUCUUUGACUCCAAUGGUCCUCGUCUGGGCUUCGCCGCUCAGUCUUCUUAA
Messenger RNA from Penicillium malachiteum, 1179 nucleotides. RefSeq names its product pepsin-like aspartic protease. Bases 1 to 1179 code for a protein of 392 amino acids. Gene Ontology annotation, molecular function: aspartic-type endopeptidase activity. The record is from RefSeq and is a predicted model, not a curated record. Gene Ontology annotation, biological process: proteolysis. The transcript is spliced from 2 exons. NCBI's taxonomy places the organism in Eukaryota, Fungi, Ascomycota, Eurotiomycetes, Eurotiales, Aspergillaceae.